Messenger RNA from Drosophila bipectinata, 1221 nucleotides. RefSeq names its product phospholipase A1. Gene Ontology annotation, biological process: lipid catabolic process. Gene Ontology annotation, molecular function: lipase activity. Lineage: Eukaryota; Metazoa; Arthropoda; Insecta; Diptera; Drosophilidae. The record is from RefSeq and is a predicted model, not a curated record.
AUGACAUUCUCGGCUCUAGUAGUGUUGGUACUCCUAACCGGAGCAGCUCGGUCGGAUAGACUGAGAAGCGACUUGGUUCGCAGCGAUUCGAUCCUGGACUUUAUGAACAUCAGCAGGGGCGAACAAUACCCCGACAGGGCCCAGGACGAGCAGCCGGGCUUUCUCAGUGUAGACACCCUCCUGGAUCGCCUGCAGAGCGCCCUUAAGCAGUGGGUGAUCGGAUUGCCCCUGGACCUGGGCUUUUCCACCUUCAACUACAUCUGCAGCACCAUCGUGGAUCUGGGGGUGCUGCAGUCCAAGGUCGUUCCGGACAUGUCCCGGAUGAGCUUCUUCCUCCUCACCGAGGACGCCGACUGCCUGAAUGUCAGUGUUCCGCUCACCCGGGCCGAGGACUUGUGGACGACGCCGGGAUUCCGUCAGGAUCGGCCCUCGGUCCUCUACAUUACGGGCUUCAAGACGAACAUCAACGACUCGGGCGCCGGGCCGGUGGCGAAGGCCUACGCCUGCCGCGCGGACACCAACUUCAUGGUGCUGGACGCCGCCUACUUCCUGGACACCCUCUACUCCUGGUCGGCCCUGAACACGGAGGCCAUCGGGGAGUACGUGGCCAAGGCCCUGCUCCGCCUGCCCGACCAGGAGUACGUGCUGGAAAUGUUCCACCUGGUGGGCCACAGCCUGGGCGCCCAGAUAGCCGGUUCGACGGGACGGAACUACCGGCAGCUGUCCGGCGGUAAGCUCCUGAAGCGGGUGACCGGCCUGGAUCCGGCCAAUCCCUGCUUCUACGACGGCAACGACCUGGAAGGGGUGAGGAGCGGGGACGCCCGCUUCGUGGACAUCAUUCACACGAAUCCCGGAAUGCUGGGCACCUCGAAGCGGGCCGGGGACGCGGAUUUCUUCGUGCAGGGCCGGCUGCCCUUCAAGCGGGGCUGCCUCGGACUGGACGCCCUCUCCUGCUCCCACACCCGGGCGGUGCAGUACUACCUGGAGUCAGUGUACCCCACGAAUGGGAAUGAUUUCCUGGGGAAGCGAUGCGGAAAGUAUGCGGACCUCUACACGGGAAUACUCUGCGACAGCUCGGACACAGUGAUGGGCUAUGGAGCGGAUCCGUCGCACUUGGGACUGUUCUACGUGGACGUGAAUGGAGCGGAGCCCUACGGCCAGAACGCCAACCCGGAGACGUACACCUACACGAGUGCCGAGUGCGGCAAUUGCAGGGGAUGA